GAUUAACACAAAACUGUUGGAUUUAGGUUCAAAUCCGCCUCCACACUCAAUCGAAAUCCGAAAAUUCCAUUGUUUCCAUUGAAACACGGUUUCUCCAAAAUCAAAACCCCCUUUCUUCUCUCACUCUUCUCCAAUUCCCCGCCAUGAUAUCAUCGCGGCAAGACCAAACCGGCGCGCCGCUCAGCUCCUCCACCACCACCACCACCCCCGUGGUGGCGCCGAUCAGCGUGGUGGACCACGGCCUCCCCUACGACACCCACAACCUCUACGACGUCUCCUUCAACAACACCCACACCAUCUACACCCUCCUCACCUCCGACCCCUCCCUCGUCGACUCCUGGAUCUCCACCGUCCUCCGCGACCACCAGCACCAGCACCAGCAGCGCGUCCUCACCGUGGGCCUCGACAUCGAGUGGCGCCCCAACACCCAGCGCAACAUGCAGAACCCCGUGGCCACACUCCAGCUCUGCGUCGCCGAACGCUGCCUCGUCUUCCAGAUUCUCCACUCCCCUUCAAUCCCUCCCUCUCUUGUUUCCUUCCUCGCUGACCCUAACAUCACUUUCGUUGGUGUUGGGAUCCAAGAAGACGUGGAGAAGCUUCUAGAAGAUUAUAAUCUUAACGUGGCGAAUGUUCGUGACCUUCGCUCCUUCGCUGCGGAGAGGCUUGGCGACCUUGAGCUGAAACGGGCCGGGCUCAAGUCUUUGGGCCUCCGCGUGCUGGGCCUGGAAGUUGCCAAGCCCAAGCGGGUCACCAGGAGUAGGUGGGACAAUCCCUGGCUCACUGCCCAGCAGGUUCAGUAUGCAGCCGUUGAUGCCUUUCUCUCUUACGAGAUUGAUCGCCGUUUGAGUUCUUAUAAUUAAUUCAUGCCUUUUGUUUUUUUUUCCUUUUCUCACUUGUCUUGUGUAGGAGUAUUUGGUAAUUUUGUGAAUUGUAACACUUGGUGUUGCUUGCUAUGUUACCAUUCGAAUGCUUAAUUUGAUUUUUCUGAAAUUUGGACCUUGGUUCUGAUACAUACGAUGAUUCCACUGAUUUUA
This is a messenger RNA of Glycine soja, 1034 nucleotides long. RefSeq names its product Werner Syndrome-like exonuclease. Gene Ontology annotation, biological process: nucleobase-containing compound metabolic process. NCBI's taxonomy places the organism in Eukaryota, Viridiplantae, Streptophyta, Magnoliopsida, Fabales, Fabaceae. The transcript has a single exon. Gene Ontology annotation, molecular function: nucleic acid binding; 3'-5' exonuclease activity. Gene Ontology annotation, cellular component: nucleus; cytoplasm. Bases 144 to 860 code for a protein of 238 amino acids. The record is from RefSeq and is a predicted model, not a curated record.